GAAACCAAUUGAAAAUUAUCAUAAACAUUAAUUUAAUAGCUUUAAGCAUUGUUAAUAAUUUUUGAAAAGUUUCUUCAGUCAUUACUCCUAAUCUAAUCUUUAUAUAGUUAGCAAAGGUAAGGCUUAAACGUAAAAUCUUUAGACAAAGUAGAAGGACCUCCUGUCAAAUUACAACGAAAAGGAACCAGAGGAAUGAGUGUCUUCUCCCUUAACUCCAGAAAUGGGCUCACCAGCUCAUGGAAGUCAGAGGCCAACUCAAAGAAAUCUUUCAAAAGGAAAGGGACUUUAUUCUUUAAGGAUGGUUCAGUGAAAAGGCUUAAAAGAAAAGCAUCCAAUUUUGUUAAUAUUACUACUAUCCAAAGACUGAACAAGAUCGAAGAAAAACGUAAGAAGGAGCAACUUGAGAAGAAACUAGCUCUUUCUAACCAACAAAGGAAGUACCUCCGGAAGUAUCUAGUUUGAUUACACAUUCUCAAAACAGGACUUAUGAAAUGAGCAUACUACUUUUAUACCGAGAAACAGAAGAAGAAUAAAUCUAAAAAGAAGAAGAAAAAGAACAAAGAAAAGACUUAUAGGAUUCUUUUGUCGACUAAUUUUAUCAGAAACCUUAAUGAUGAAUUUAAAGAGGAGGAUAUAAAUUCUCCUCGUUUUAUGGCAUUUCAAUCAGAAUAUAAUAUGGUUAAGUUAAAGCACCCUAAAUUCAACUCUGAGAAUGACUCUAAGUCAAGAGUUAUGUCUUCUGCCCAAAAUAUCGAUCACAUAGAUGAAAGGCUCACUGAUGAAGAUAAUUCUCUUAAUACAUCUCAGUCAUUGCCUCAGGUUCAGAAGAGAUUGAGUGAAUCAAAGAAUUUGCUGAGCAUACAGAAGACGGAUAAAUACAAGUUUCCUUUAACGAAUUACAAAAGGUCUAUUUCGAAAAACUCAAAGGGUAGUACUAAGCCUCCGCUUUAUCAGAGCGGAUCAAGUCACAGGUUUCCACCUAUUAAGACUCCAAAAAGAGGUAAGGACAUAAGCAAUAAGGGUAAAAAUAACCCCAGGAACGUUAAGGGAGCAAGUAGCACACUUAAAAAAGGAUUUCACGAGUUCAGCGUAAUAAAAGCAUCUCUUGAGAGGAUGAAGAAAAUUAAAUAAUUCACGAC
This is a messenger RNA of Moneuplotes crassus, 1139 nucleotides long. The record is from the annotation of a GenBank genome assembly. Lineage: Eukaryota; Ciliophora; Spirotrichea; Euplotida; Euplotidae.